Acanthosepion pharaonis is the source of this 1497-nucleotide messenger RNA. The record is from the annotation of a GenBank genome assembly. NCBI's taxonomy places the organism in Eukaryota, Metazoa, Mollusca, Cephalopoda, Sepiida, Sepiidae.
AUGGCGUGCAGUGAAUUGACAGGAUACAACAAGAACAAAUUUCAGGUGCCUUGGUUUUCUUCAGGGCAAUUCGUAAUUUUAUUGCUAUGUGUUUGUUUGCUACGAGAAAUUCCUGUUACACAAGGUGAACAGUCUGUGCCUUACACUGCCGGGUAUAUUGACCAGUAUGUAGACCACUUUAAUUUCGCCAAGUUCGGCAACAAAACCUUCAAACAGAGAUACUUAAUCCAAGAUAAAUGGUGGGAUAAAAUUAACAACGGCCCCAUUUUCUUCUAUACUGGAAAUGAAGGACCUAUUGAAGCAUUUUGGAAUGCCACUGGGUUGAUGUUUGAUCUUGCCCCUCGAUUUGGUGCUUUGGUAUUAUUUGGAGAACAUAGAUACUAUGGAGAGUCACUUCCAUUUGGUCCAACCAAAAGUUUUCAGAUUCCUUAUAUUGGUCUCUUGACAAUGAGACAAGCUUUGGCAGAUUUUGCUCAUCUUGUUAACACCCUGAAGAAUCAGCUUGGAGCCCAAAAGUCUCCUGUUAUUGCAUUUGGUGGAAGUUAUGGAGGAAUGCUGGCUGCAUAUUUCCGAAUGAAACAUCCAAGUGUCUGUGAUGGCAGCAUUGCAGCCAGUGCCCCAAUUUACCUUCUGAAUCCGAAAUUCGAUCAUGGUUUUUUCUUUACUGAUGUCACUAAGGAUUUUGCCAAUUCUUUCUUUGGUUGUGUUUCGAGAAUCAAAAAGGCUUUUAUCAAGAUGAAUGAGUUAAUGGCAGAAGGCAAAAAAGGGAUGGACGCCUUGAGCAGGUACUUCAGACUCUGUAAACCAUUAACUAAUAAAUCUUCCUACACACACCUUUUGGGCUGGAUUCGUAAUGCUUUUGCAAAUAUAGCUAUGUUUGAUUACCCAUAUGCAACUAGCUUCCUUCCAGUUGGCCAUCCUGUCGAUGCUUCCUGUGAGCAUAUUUUAGCAGCAUCUGAUGAUAUUUCUGGAUUGGCUGUAGCUUCUGGUGCUUAUUAUAAUGCCACUGCUGGUCCACUGCAAUGUUUUGACAUUGAAAAGGAGUAUGUGUCUUGUUCAGACCCAACUGGAUGUGGAGUAGGGCCAAAUGCCUGGGCCUGGGAUUAUCAAGCCUGUACAGACUUGCUGCUUCCUCCUGGUACUAACAAUGUAACAGAUAUGUUUCCUGUUCUUCCUUUCAACAACACUUUGCGAAAUGAAUACUGUAUGAAGACAUGGGGAGCAAAGCCAAACCCUGACUGGGCAUAUUGGGGACAAGACUUGAGAACAACAAGCAACAUAGUAUUUUCUAAUGGUGAUUUAGAUCCUUGGCACCGUGGUGGGGUUCUGAACCCUAUUUCAAAAACUGUGCAAGCUUUCAUGGUCAAAGAUGGAGCUCAUCAUUUGGAUUUAAGAGGUCACAAUCCACAAGAUCCAGUCAGUGUCCUAAAGGUGAGAGCUCAAGAAGCAGCAAUGAUCCAACAAUGGGUGAUGAAAAAGAAAUACGGGUAUCAAUAA